CUUGUAGCUCCAAUUUCAAACCAGACGUGAAACUCAUUCAGAUGCCUCCCUCUUUCUCCGCUGCUCUGUCUCUCUCUGGAGCUCGUUUUUAGCUGCAUGUCACUCAGUCGUUCAGUCAGUCAGUCAGUGGCUCCGCUCCGCUGCGCCUGUCUCUCCAGCUCUCCAAAACCGAAACGCGCUACCGCCGCCGCCGCCGCCGCCGCCACUGCGGGCAUGACAUACUACAAGCAGUAGUGAUAGUGGGUUUCCAUCUCCCGGCUUUUGAGAGGAUUUAACAAAAAAAAGGGGGGGGAGACGUGGAGACAUAAAAGAAGAACAGAGGGAAGAGAUACAUUUCUGGCCGUGCCGUGCGUCGAGAGGAGUGGAUGAGUCAAUGGCUGGGGCACAGCCUGGAGUUCAUGCGUUGCAGCUCAAGCCAGUGUCCGUGCCGGAGUGCCUCCGAAAGGGCAGCAAAUUUAUGAAAUGGGAUGAUGAUUCCACCACUGUGACCCCUGUGACUCUAACAGUUGACCCCAAAGGCUACUUCCUGUACUGGAUUGACCAGAACAAGGAUACAGACCUGCUGGAUAUUACGUACAUAAAAGAUGCCAGAAAUGGAAAGUGCACUAAAACACCAAAGGAUGCAAAGCUGCGUGAACUGCUGGACGUCAACACACUGGCAGGGAAGUUGGAGAACAGGAUGCUGACUGUGGUUAGCGGCACUGACAUGGUCAACAUCACCUACCUGAACUUCAUGGCUUUUCAAGAGGAGAUUGCAAAGGAAUGGGCAGAGGAAUUAUUCAGCCUGGCGUCUAACCUUUUGGCACAGAACAUGUCCAGAGAGGCCUGCCUUGAGAAAGCAUACACUCGACUGAAGCUGCAGCUCAACCCAGAGGGACGAAUUCCUGUCAAGAAUAUCUUCAGGAUGUUCUCAGCAGACAGGAAGCGAGUGGAGACAGCACUGGAAAACUGCAACCUCCCUUCUGGCAGAAAUGACUCCGUCCCCCAGGAGGAUUUCACUCCAGAGGUUUACAGCAUGUUCCUGAGUAACAUCUGCACUCGACCAGAGCUGGACAACAUCUUCUCUGAAGUUGGAGCAAAGAGUCGGCCAUACCUCACAGUGGAGCAGAUGACAGAGUUCAUUAACAGCAAGCAGCGAGACCCUCGUCUGAACGAGAUCCUCUACCCUCCGCUCAAACCAGAGCAAGUUCAGCUGCUGGUGGACAAAUAUGAACCCAACAUGUCGCUUGCACAGAAAGGUCAGAUCUCGAUGGAAGGCUUUGCCCGGUAUCUGAACGGGGAAGAGAACAGCAUCAUUCCCCCAGAGAAGCUGGACCAGAGUGAAGACAUGACCUUUCCACUCUCUCACUAUUUCAUCAACUCCUCACACAACACAUACCUCACAGCGGGCCAGCUCGCAGGAAACUCUUCGGUUGAGAUGUACAAACAGGUCCUCCUGUCUGGGUGCCGCUGUAUUGAACUGGAUUGCUGGAAAGGACGCACCACAGAGGAAGAGCCUGUCAUCACUCAUGGGUUUACAAUGACAACUGAAAUCUCUUUUAAGGAAGUGAUCGAGGCGAUUGCAGAGUGUGCCUUCAAGACCUCGCCGUUUCCUGUCAUCCUGUCUUUCGAGAACCACGUGGACUCGCCAAAGCAGCAGGCGAAGAUGGCAGAGUACUGCCGGUCAAUAUUUGGAGACGCAUUACUGAUGGAACCACUGGAGAAAUAUCCUCUUGACGCUGCAGUCCCACUUCCCAGCCCCAUGGAGCUGAUGGGGAAGAUCCUGGUGAAGAAUAAGAAGAAACAUCAGAAAACCGAAGGAAGCACCAAGAAAAAGCUCUCUGAACAGGUUUCCAACACUUACAGUGAUUCCUCCAGCGUAUGUGAGCCGUCCUCCCCCAGCGCAGGUUCAACUAAAGAAGAGAUGGCCGAUUCGUCACAACCCUCUGACGGCGCUGAGCUCAACCUGAGACCACAUGGCAGGAAGUCUAUUGGUGAGGUGGAGGCCGAAAGCGAAGAUGAGGAUGACGACGAUGAUGACUGUAAAAAGGGCUCCAUGGAUGAGGGCACAGCAGGCAGUGAGGCGUUCGCCACAGAGGAAAUGUCCAACCUGGUCAUCUACAUCCAGCCUGUCAAGUUUUACUGCUUCGAGACUUCCAAAAAGAUCAACCGGAGCUUCCAGAUGUCCUCCUUCGUAGAGACCAAAGCUUUGGAGCAACUGACAAAGUCUCCAGUCGAGUUUGUGGAAUACAACAAGCUGCAGCUGAGCAGGAUCUACCCUAAAGGUACCCGAGUAGAUUCAUCCAACUACAACCCCCAGCUCUUCUGGAACGCCGGCUGUCAGCUGGUGGCUCUCAACUUCCAAACCAUCGACUUAUCGAUGCAGCUGAACCUGGGCAUGUACGAGUACAAUGGGAAAUGUGGCUACAGACUGAAACCAGAGUUCAUGAGACGGCCGGAUAAACACUUCGAUCCUUUUACUGAGAGCACAGUAGACGGGAUAGUCGCCAACACACUGUCUGUCAAGAUCAUCUCAGGUCAGUUCCUGACCGAUAAGAAAGUAGGCACAUACGUGGAGAUUGACAUGUUUGGCCUGCCAGUGGACACCAAGAGGAAAGCGUUCAAGACCAAGACAUCUCAGGGCAAUGCCAUCAACCCUCUCUGGGAAGAAGAGGCCAUUGUUUUCAAAAAGGUCGUCCUUCCUACACUGGCUUCACUGAGGAUAGCAGUGUUUGAAGAAGGAGGAAAGUUUAUUGGCCACCGCAUCAUGCCUGUUUCAGCCAUCCGUCCAGGUUAUCGAUAUAUCAGUCUAAGGAACGAGAAGAACCAGUCGCUGAUGCUGCCCGCCCUCUUUGUUUACGUUGAAGUGAAGGACUACGUCCCAGACACGUUUGCAGACGUCAUUGAAGCCUUAUCCAAUCCCAUCCGCUAUGUCAACCUGAUGGAGCAGAGAGCCAAUAAGCUGGCUGUUCUCACCUUAGAGGAAGGAGGAGAAGAGGAGGGUGACAAAGAGGUGGAGGCAGGAAGUGAUGCACCCUCGGAAUCUAAAGUGGACCAGGGGGCAGCAAUACCUGCGGAGAACGGAGUGAGUCACACUCCCAUUAUCGCCCCCAAACCUCCUUCACUUGUUGGACAUCAGCCUCAGUCUGCAGGUUCACUGAAACCAUCAGUGAAGACAGAGGACAUCAUACAGAGCGUCCUCACUGAGCUGGAGGCUCAGACAGUGGAGGAGUUGAAGCAGCAGAAGGGGUUUGUCCGGGAGCAGCGGAAGCAGUACAAGGAGAUGAAGGAGCUGGUCAAAAAACACCACCGCAAAACAAGCGAGCUGAUCAAGGAGCAAACGGCCCGCGUCUCUGAGCUGCAGAGCCAGCAUCAGAGGCGACGCUCCACCCUGCAGAAGAGCCACAAACGUGACGGUAAGAAAAGUCGGUCUGAAAACUCCCUGUCGACUAUGGACCAAGAACUGUGUGAGCUGGACCAGGACUGCGGCCAGAGACUGGCAGAGCUGAAGGAGCAGCAACAGCAGCAGCUGCUUAAACUCCGCCAAGAGCAAUACUACAGCGAGAAAUACCUGAAACGAGAACACAUAAAACAGCUGGUCGAGAAGCUGACGACUAUAGCAGAGGAGUGCCAGAGCGCUCAGCUUAAAAAGAUCAGAGACAUCUGUGAAAAAGAGAAGAAGGAUCUGAAAAAGAAAAUGGACAAGAAAAGACAAGAGAAGAUCAACGAGGCGAAAGCCAAAGACAAGAAUUUAACAGAAGAAGAGAAGUUAGAGAUCAACAAAUCUUUUGUCAACGAGGUGGUGCAGUACAUUAAACGGAUGGAAGAUGCUCAGAAUAAACGACAAGAGAGGCUACAAGAGAAGCACAAGGACAUUCGGCAGCAAAUCUUGGAUGAGAAACCAAAGCUGCAGAGUGAUCUGGACCAGGAGUACCAGGACAAGUUUCGCAGACUGCCUGUGGAGAUCCAGGAGUUUGUUCAGGACAGCAGCAAGACCAAGCUUUGCGACGACAGCCUCCCUGGAAACCUCGUUUCGUCCUCGACAACGGAGAGGCUCAACCACAAGGCGUCACAGUCUGAGGACGACAUGGAGGAGGGCUCGUCGGAACACGCUUUCGACACGCCCCUUUAGGGUUCUGACGUCUUGCUUCACACCGAGACAUUGUUUGGUCGCUGACGUUUGUGACCACAGACUUAGGAUGAGACUGCUCCAACUUGUAACCAAUGGGAGGAUUAGAUCAAAUCUAAGCCUGAACGGGUGAGUAGAGAGGUCCUCUCAGCUUACCGUGAAGUCCUGUCCAGAAAACUGUUUCAUGUAAAUAUCUCUUUUUGUGUAUUUGUAUGCUAACCCUGUAUGUUGUUCUCUCUUUCGGUACGGCCACAGGACGUCUUACUGGACAUUAAUUAUUUGCAGGAAAUAACUUACUUGAACUAUUGCACAGACAGAGUAGUUUCCUUUUUUUGUUAUCGUUUAUGUUAUCAUGAUGCUGUGACAGUCAGAGAGGUUUGGUGUGCCAAGAUCUGCUUUGUCUUAGGGUGGAUUUUCAGUUGAGUCGACUUGCACUGUAAAAAAAAAAAAAAAAAACAUAAAAAAAACCAUAAAAAAAAACAACUUUAAACAUCUUUAAAGUUUCUAUCUUUAGAAGGUUGAAUUUCAUCCCUUCAUGUUUGCACUGACGCCUCCCUGUAUAAAACUACAUAACUCUUUAAAACUACAUAACUCUACUUUAACCCAGAAGCACUGGUGGCGUUCUGGUUUGCUGUUUUGUUCUCACAGAACUAAGCCUUUGUGUUGCUGCUAUGAUUUAUGUUUUGUUUUUGUUUUUUUACUCAGCAUUUUAGCUAUUAUUUGUGUAAUGUAAACUUCUGCUUAAUACGAUGCAGUCAUUUCUUAUUCUUUUUUUAUGUUUUGACCAGUUUUUAAUGAGUUUUACAUUGUUUACUGCCAACUCUGUCGCACCAGGAUGAGAAGGGAUAGGAUGUUGUACAGUGUGUGCAUGCAUUUGAACAACUGUAAAUGUUACAAUAGCGGUGUAGCACAGAUGUUUAUUUAUGUGAAACAACUUUUUUUCCUGGUACGUUUUUGAUUGAACUUGCAAAAUAGCUGUGGCUUUAACACUGUGGAAAUGGGACUGUGUCUAAAAUCCAACGGCUGCAGUUUUCAAGUAAACAGAUUGCUUAUUGUUUUCUUUACAUUUCCCCCUGCUCCCCUUCAGUUAAAGCUGUUAAACCAAGGAAAAAUUAUCACAAGAAGAUCCAGUUUUAGCCUAAAACAAGUGGUCUUCCUAUAAUUUGGUGCUGUGGCUGUAUUUAUUCAAAACUCAGAGCAGACGCCUCAGACUACAGAGAACAUGUCCCUUUGCCUCCGUUCUUAAUCUUCACCCAGUUUGAGGGGUUUUAUCUGGGAAUAAGGAAACAGUAGAGAAAUGGCUUCAUUUUGUCCCAACAGACGACGUAGAAAUCAAUAACGUAAUAACUGUCAGUAACGUGAUGCCCAAAUGACAUUUGGCCAUUUUAAAUGCAAUGCAGCAAACAACAUAGUAACUUGGCGAUAAUGUAUUACAGUUUUUAAAUCCAAUAACAUCAGAACAUUUAGUUAAUUAUGUAAUGGUGCUACGCUGUUGGCCUGGGAACUCCAAGCAAAACCAUGCGGAUCACAUGAGCAUGAAUCUCUCUCUCCCCGAUUUCCAUGAAAUGACUGAAGUGGCUGAAGCACGUCAGAGAGUGACCUGCAACAAAGCAGACUUUCGCGGUCUUAAAAUAACUCUAAUCUCAAAAACUUGUAGAAGUUUGUGCAAUUGCUAUUUUCGGAACCUCUAAAUUCUCAUAAGGUUUGCAAUAGAAGAGUUUAUAGACAGCAGCCAGCGACUAAUCGCAUGGCAAACAGGUGGAGGUGGGCUACUGUGCGCCAGUAAUCGUCCUGUGUGAAACACAGAUCAACAACUGAAUAUUUAUUAAUAGUCAGAGAAACUGGAAAAUAUAUAUUUGUGGUUUUAGUAAACAUUUUUUAUAGAUUUUUUUUUUACACAACCUUUUCUAUUUGAUGGCUACUCUGAUCUGAAAUGCGUUACACAUUCUAUUCUUGACAUGUUUCACACAGGAAGAUCACUGGUGUCACACUUCCAUUUGUCUUGAAAAUAUUUGUCAGCUUCUACUAAAUUUUAUCAACCAUGCCUCAGUUCAUGCCCGCCAGGCGAUCACUUCAUAACAACUUGAAAACAAUUUUUUUCCCAGAUAUUUUUUUUUCGUAUCAAAAAAAUACGAAAAAAAAUUUUUUGAUACAAAAUUUUUUUUCGUAUUUCGUAAUCUUUUCGUUUAAAGAUUACAAAAUCUACUGUUUAUUUGUUGUUUUUUUGCUCCUGUUGAGUCAGACAUUAGCUUCAGCCUUUGAGAGCUAGCAAUAUGGACCUAUGCUAAUGAAGAUGGAAAUGAAGUAAGAAUUGCCAAAUGCAGUUAAAAUAAGAAUAGAUCACAAUUAUUUGCCAGAACCUCACUUAAAAAAACAAAAAAAAACAAACAAAAAAAACAACUCCUGAACCUGUUCUGUAAGGCUCAGCUUCCUCCUGUUUCACAUGUAAAGUAUGCACAUUCAGUACACAUGGAGGAAGUAUCUUUUGACUUCCCAUCUGCCCGGUGCCAUUCAUCUCUCAAGUGUGUCAUAUGAUAUUAAAUGAUUUUUUUUCCCCAGCUGAAAAUAAAACAAACUGAUAGUGAGGAAAUGUUGAACAUUUGAUUCAGUUUUUAAAAGAUGAUUGGCGUGAGAGUCCUGUGCCUUUGAAUGGGGUUGUCAUGUUUGAUGUUGAUUGUAUGACAUCCAUCACUGUUUAAAUUGACAUUCUAAGCUGUGUUGAAUAGACCGUGUGCACUUUUUAGUAAAGUUCCACUACUGAUGAUGCUUGUGAUGAGCAGUAUUUGACCAGUGUCUCAAAAGAAAGGAGGGACAUUUUUCUUUUUAUGCCUUGAACCACUUUAUUUGACAGGGCCCAUAUUAACUUAAAUGUAUGCACUCAGAAAAUGUAAAUGUAUAUGACUUUCAGGAUAAACAUGGAAUUGAGAAAAAAAAAUAGUGUAAAGGGAAGUUGCUUGUAAUUAAAAUAAAUGUGGCUUUUAUCGUACUUUGCCGGAAUGGA
Molecule: messenger RNA, 7109 nt
Organism: Poecilia reticulata (guppy)
Lineage: Eukaryota; Metazoa; Chordata; Actinopteri; Cyprinodontiformes; Poeciliidae
Gene: plcb1l
Product: phospholipase C beta 1-like
Biological process (GO): phosphatidylinositol-mediated signaling; release of sequestered calcium ion into cytosol; lipid catabolic process
Cellular component (GO): cytoplasm; nuclear speck
Molecular function (GO): phosphatidylinositol-4,5-bisphosphate phospholipase C activity; calmodulin binding; calcium ion binding
Source: RefSeq, a predicted model, not a curated record